This is a messenger RNA of Nelumbo nucifera (sacred lotus), 1820 nucleotides long. RefSeq lists its product as uncharacterized. Lineage: Eukaryota; Viridiplantae; Streptophyta; Magnoliopsida; Proteales; Nelumbonaceae. The record is from RefSeq and is a predicted model, not a curated record.
GGCGAGGCAGCAAGAGCUUUGCAGUCUCUCUGUGAACUACUCUUGUCUUUUCCUUUUCCUGCCACCACCACCUCCCUCCACCACCUGCAACCACACCACGACCACGACCCUUACCUUCUCUUUUUCUCUCCCCCUCUCUGUCUCUGUCUAAAUUAAAAAAAAACCAAAAUAGUCCUGUUCUUGUUUCACACAGAGAGAUUGACAGCUGACAGACAAGUAAAAAAAUCGAAAACACUUGCUACUCUGCAUCUCUAUUUUCUUCCUUAUGUCUUUAGCGACAUAGAGAAAUAAACACUGAAAGAACUAGGAGUACUUCCUUUGUUCCUCUUCAUUUCAACUCAGAGACUUUGUUGGAAAAUCCAUCUAUAGGAAAGAAAGGAAGGGUACUUCUGCAGCUUCAAAGAUUCAACCAAGUCCUCUCUGUCUCUGUUAUAAUAUAUUAUUCUACACAUGCAAUUGGGUUUUAUGUUCUGUCAAUGAGUUGGGUUCUUAUCGAUGUUCUUGGGGGGAAUGGGGUGUCCAGUUUCGCGUCUGGCGGCGAAGCUCGCAUUCUUCCCGCCACGGCCGGCGACUUACGAGGUGAAGAAGCGGGAAGAUGGAAAGGUGGUAAUAGUGUCUUCUGCAAUCCCUCAUGACGAUGGGUCCUUCGAUGUUCGGUUGCUCAAGACCAAGCGGGGUAACAAGAUCGUUGCUUUCUAUCUCAGGAAUCCUUAUGCUCGACUGACGUUGCUUUACUCCCAUGGCAAUGCAGCCGACCUUGGACAGCUCUAUGAUCUAUUUGUGCAGCUUAAGGUCAAUCUCAGGGUUAACAUCAUGGGAUAUGACUAUUCUGGGUAUGGGGCCUCUACUGGUAAGCCAAGUGAAGCAGACACUUAUGCAGAUAUAGAGGCAGCAUAUGAAUGUCUUCAGAUUGAGUAUGGAGUGAGCCAGGAAGACAUGAUUUUGUAUGGGCAAUCAGUGGGAAGUGGACCUACAUUGCACUUGGCAUCUCGAUUACCAAGACUGAGAGGUGUGGUUCUGCAUAGUGCUAUACUUUCUGGUCUUCGUGUGCUGUGUCAUGUGAAGUUCUCUUGCUGCCUUGACAUUUACAAGAACAUCAAUAAAAUUCGAAAAGUGAAGUGCCCAGUUCUUGUUAUACAUGGUACAGAUGAUGAUGUAGUUAAUUGGCUCCAUGGGAAUAAUCUAUGGCAAUUGGCAAGGGAACCAUAUGAGCCCCUCUGGAUUAAGGGAGGUGGACACUGCAAUUUGGAGCUCUACCCUGACUUCAUUCGCCAUCUGUACAGGUUCAUCCAAGAGAUGGAGAACAUAACCACGGAGAUUCGCCUUCGGAAGAUUAGGGAGAGUCUCCGGUACUCAAAGAAAUCAAUUACUAUUAGGUUCUGUGGAGUUAAAUUAUGCCCAGAUUGUCUGUGCACACCCAAAUGCCUAGCAUGCCCCUGCCUACCCAAGUGCCCAGGGUGUUGCUGCCGACCCAAGUGUCCAGAGUGCUGCUGCAGACCCAGAUGUUCAUGCACAGAAUGUUUUUGCCCACCCAAAUGUCCAGUAUGCUUGUGCCAACCCAAAUGCCCUGAAUGUUUCUGCCUACCCAAAUGCCCAAAAAUUUCGAGACCAAAGUGCACAAAAUUGUGUUUCUGCCGAUAGUUGAACUUGGACAGUAUACAUUGACAAUAGUCAGUAGGAUAGAAAAAGGGUUGUCUGUACAGUAAUUAUUUGAGGUUCUGUAACCAUCUAACCCUUGGAUGCUUUGUAGUCUAGGCGUCGGAUGUUUUCUUUAUCUUUCAUUCUGUUCUUUCUUUUAAAUUUAGUAUGGUUUUGGCUUA